AUGCAAGAGAUUUCUAGCCCGUUACCUGAAUCCACUCCCAUGGAUCAGGAUUUUGAAAGCGCUAUUGUUGAACAAGAAUUAUUACCUUCAGAAGGGGCUCAAGCUUAUGGAAUCUCCUUUAAAGCCCCCGAUUCUGGUAUAGCCAAUCCAAUUUCUCAAUCUAUAAGUGAAAGAGUUGUUAGACCUGCUUCGAAUGCUAAUCUUGACACAUUUUUAUCUUCUAGUCCUGCUUCUGCUCAAGAAAGAAGAAAGAAGCAAAUCAUGAUUGAGAAAUUGAAAGGGAAGAUGCUAGUGAUGAAGCAUUCAGACUAA
Lactuca saligna is the source of this 312-nucleotide messenger RNA. The record is from the annotation of a GenBank genome assembly. NCBI's taxonomy places the organism in Eukaryota, Viridiplantae, Streptophyta, Magnoliopsida, Asterales, Asteraceae.